Megalops cyprinoides (Indo-Pacific tarpon) is the source of this 2607-nucleotide messenger RNA. RefSeq names its product metal transporter CNNM3. The transcript is spliced from 8 exons. NCBI's taxonomy places the organism in Eukaryota, Metazoa, Chordata, Actinopteri, Elopiformes, Megalopidae. Gene Ontology annotation, molecular function: transmembrane transporter activity. Gene Ontology annotation, cellular component: plasma membrane. Gene Ontology annotation, biological process: magnesium ion homeostasis; transport. The coding region runs from base 11 to 2275 and encodes 754 amino acids. The record is from RefSeq and is a predicted model, not a curated record.
CAAUUCCAAUAUGGUGGUCAGCUUGGCAGACUUACGUUUCUUGUUGACGAUAUUGUUGUUCUGCUGGUUCGGGUUCGGCGCCUGCAGCCAGCAAGCCCCGGAGGUUCUGGGGUUGCGAAUAGAGGAGCCCAACGCUAAGGUAUUUAUGCGAGGGCGGGUCAUCUCAGCGCCGUACGGAGCCAUUUUCCAGCUUCGAUUGUUCUGUUCUCACCUGCCUAGUGCGGAUAAGUCGUGGGUAGCUUUCGCUAAAGCGAAAGGGGUGGCAGAUGGUGUUGCAGAGGCACCAGACCCAUGUGAGAAGGAGACGCUCCGGAACUCUUCUGCGUUCCAAGCCAUCAAAGAGUUUGAACAAGACGAACCUAACAGUGGAUUGAUAACGGUCCAGGCGUCGGAGGUUAGCAUCCCUGCUGCAUCCGGGGAAGGAGACGAGACCAAUCCGGGAUAUCAUCACAUAUGCAUCCUAAAACACGACAAAUGGGCAACGCUGGGUCCUGACAGAUUUCGUGUUGUGACACAUCUGGAUCUACCAAGCGAUCACAUUCCAGCGUGGGGCUUGGCGGUGGGUAUAGUUUUGAUUAUAAGUUGCUGUGCGGUAUUCAGAAGUGUGAAUCUCAGCCUGUUGUGGCUUGAUCCGCUGGAGCUGUACGUGCUGCACAGCUGCGGUUCAGAGAAGGAGAAACGGGCGGCAAAGCGGCUGGAGCCUGUGAGAAGACGAGGAAAUUUCUUGGCAUGCGCCUUGCUGUUCACCUGUGCUCUGGGUCACUCCGCGCUUGGCGUGCUGUUCUACCGAGCCCUGGGAUCCGUGGCACCCGCGGUGUUCGUCUGCGGUCUCUUAAUCUUUCUGUUGGCCGAACUGCUACCGCACGUGAUAUGCUCUGGUUACGGAUUCCAGCUCGCCCCAAAUUUGACAUGGUUAGCUCAGGUCUGCAUGGUGCUGACCUGCCCGCUAUCCUGUCCGCUGGGGUUACUUUUAGAUUUGGCAUUGCGCCGCGACAUCAGCACCUGCAGUGUGCGCGAGAAGACCAUGGAAAUGAUCAGGACCAAUGUCAACGAUCCCUACAACGAAUUCGUCAAGGAGGAGUUCAGCCGCGGUGCUCUUAGGACAAAAACGGUGGAGGACAUCCUAACCCCGCUGAAAGAUUGUUUCAUGCUUCCUUCGACCGCGGUGCUGGACUUCGGGACCAUGUCGGAGAUCAUGCAGAGCGGUUACACGCGCGUUCCGGUGUACGAGGAAGAGCGGUCGAACAUCGUGGAGAUUUUGUACGUCAAGGACUUGGCGCUAGUUGACCCCGAUGACUGCACGCCGAUGAGCACCAUCACCAAGUUCUACAACCAUCCUCUUCAUUUCGUCUUCAACGACACGAAGCUGGAUGCCAUGCUGGAGGAAUUCAAGAAAGGCAAUUCCCACCUGGCCAUCGUGCAGAAGGUGAAUAAUGAGGGCGAGGGUGACCCCUUCUACGAGGUGCUGGGUCUGGUGACGCUGGAGGACGUCAUCGAGGAGAUCAUCAAGUCGGAGAUCCUGGACGAAUCUGAUGGCUAUAUGGAGACCAAGGUUAAGCGUCCCCUUGCCCCGCUGGAGAUUCCCCUGGAGCCCCGCACUGUCCACGAGGAGUUCUCACUCUUCAAGCUGCCAGAGGGGGAGUCCAAGAUCCGAACCUCCCCCCAGCUGCUGCUCGCCACGCACCGUUUCCUGUCCCGAGAGGUGGAGCACUUCAGCCCCCAGAGGAUGUCCGAGAAGGUGCUUUUUCACCUACUUCGGCACCCCAGCGUCAACCAGGAGGUGAAGUUCGACCCAGCAAACAAGCUGAGCCCUGAGCACUACCUGUACACACGCAACCACCCAGUGGACUACUUUGUCCUGCUACUACAGGGCCGCGUGGAGGUGGAGAUCGGUAAAGAGGGCUUGAAGUUUGAGAAUGGUGCCUUCACGUACUACGGCGUGUCAGCCCUCACAGCACCCUCUUCAGUGCACCAGUCCCCCGUGUCCACUCAGCGGCGCUCCCCUCGGGACCCCUUUGAGCUCGGGGAGGCCUCCAGCCCGUCCAGCUACUGCCCCGACUACACCGUCCGCGCCCUCACUGACCUGCAGCUCAUCAGGGUGACACGGUUACAGUACCUCAACGCCCUGAUGGCUUCACGUGUGGCCCAGAGUCCCGACCCCCCUGAGAUUAAAGUCCUUCCCAACAGCCAGACCAAGCUCCUGAAUGAAAGGAACACCAACCCAGGUGGGAGCAAGAGCAAGGAGAACGUGGCUGCAGAGGAAACUCAAGGAUAAAAAGUUUCACUUUUCCCAUCUCAUUUAUGUGUAACUGAUCGAGAGGAUGAUUUUUAGAAUCAGCUUUUUUUUUUUUUUUUUUUAACAAAAUGAUUUUUUUAACAAAAUUUUUUUUCUGGAACUUAGUAUCUGAGCCAGGGCUUGAGGCAGAGGAAUUGGAAAGGAUGGAGCCUAAAGCGACAGACGGACUCUUGCCAUUCAUGACCCUGCAGUGGGUGUGGCCACAAGGAGGGCCGGCAGAGACCUCACCGGAGUCUUGCUCACAUUCUCUCUUGAUACAAUUCAUUUUUAUAUGCCCCCCCACUCCAAUUGGCAGUUUUAAAACAAUAAUU